CGGAAUCGUAGUUGCGUAUUAUUUUCGGACCGAGUUUCGCCCUACGAGUACUGUCGUACUCUAGGUCUGGUUCAGCUAGGAGAGGUGACUUUUCGGAGUCGUUCCUGAGAGGAAAUUUGGAAGUCAAAAGCUGUUUCCGGGAGGAGCUGAGAAGAGGACGCUCACUUCCGGAGAAGGGAGGCUUUCCAACCCGGGAUGGAGGAGGCGGAGCAGAUGCUCUUGGGGACCGGGUCGCUCCCCCCCGAACCGCGUUUGGACCCGGACUCAAAAUGGAGUACUUCCAGAGAAGGUUGUGCGCGGGACCCCAAACAAUUCCCGCCUGGACCGAGCCCAGCCGUCCUUGCUCUGAAGAGCCUCCCCUGGGGCUUGGCCGUCGGCCCCUCACGUGCCAGGGAACAGCUCUUGGGUGUCUGGUGUGUUGGGGAGCCCCUGCAGCCCGGGCUGCACUCGGGGCCGCUGGAAGAGGAGUCAGUGUCUGAGAAAGACCAAGCAGCGAAGCCAUCGCAGGAGGAGGACAUAUCACGGGGCCCGUGGGGAGCUGUGUGCACCUGGGAACAGAGUUCAGGCUGGACCGGUUUGGUGCAGCAGGCCAGACUGGAGAGUGAGGGAAAUGUGGCCCUGGUUCGGAUCAAUGAGAGGCUCCACCUGCAGGUGUACCAGGUCGUGCUGCCAGGCUUUGAGCUGCUGCUCUGGCCCCAGAAUCUGUCAGAGGGCCCGAGCCCAGCACAGCCAACACCAGAGGAUGGGGCAGUGGUGGUGGAAGAAGAAUCUGCUAUACAAAAAGAAGUGUCCUCCCCCAGAGGGGAUACAGCAGAGCCUUGCACAGACUUGGGUUACCAGUCACCUCACAGUAUCCAGGCAGAGAACAUGGCAAGUCCUGGACCUGUGUCUCCAUCCCAGGACCAACUUACCCAAAAGAGCCAACCUCUUGGCCCAUUGCUUCAGGGUGGCUGUGUGGAUGAGGAGGACCCCCUCCCAGCAGAGACAUGGGACACCCAGCGACAUGCCUUCUCAACCAAAAAGUUACAUGUUCCCCAGGACCAGUGCCUACCUGGAGCAAAGACCUCAGAGCCUGGGGCCCAGCUUGAUGGCCUUCCUGUACACUUACGAAGCCUUCCUGGUCCAGCAAGAAGCUCCCCCAAGCAAGGGCGCCGGUACCCGUGUGGGGUAUGUGGCAAGGCAUUCCUGCAGCUGUGUCACCUUAAGAAGCACGCGUUCACACACACGGGCCAUAAGCCCUUUCUGUGCACAGAAUGCGGCAGGAGCUACAGCUCCGAGGAGAGCUUCAAAGCCCACAUGCUGGGCCACCAAGGGGUGCGACCCUUCCCCUGCCCUCAGUGUGACAAGGCCUAUGGCACCAGGCGAGACCUCAGAGAGCAUCAGGUGGUCCAUUCAGGUGCCCGGCCCUUUGCGUGCGAACAGUGUGGCAAGGCCUUUGCCCGCCGGCCCUCCCUGCGGCUCCAUCGCAAAAGUCACCAGGCGCCCACUGCCCCUGCCCUGUGCGUGUGCCCGGUGUGCGGGCGCUCCCUGGCCAACCAAGGCUCCCUGCAGAACCAUAUGCGUCUCCACACAGGAGAGAAGCCCUUCCUGUGCCCACACUGUGGCCGGGCCUUCCGCCAGCGGGGCAACCUGCGCGGGCACUUGCGGCUCCACACUGGAGAGCGCCCUUACCGCUGCCCGCACUGUGCUGACGCCUUCCCCCAGCUGCCCGAGUUGCGGCGCCAUCUCAUCUCCCACACGGGGGAGGCCCACUUGUGCCCUGUGUGUGGGAAGGCCCUCCGAGACCCGCAUACCCUCCGUGCUCAUGAGCGCCUACACUCUGGGGAGAGGCCCUUCCCGUGCCCCCAGUGUGGCCGGGCAUACACACUGGCCACCAAACUGCGGCGUCACCUGAAAUGCCACUUAGCCGACAAACCCUACCGCUGCCCCACCUGUGGCAUGGGCUAUGCCCUCCCCCAAGGCCUCAAGCGGCACCAGCUUAGCCACCAGCCCCGGGGCCCUCCCGCUGUCCCCUCUGCUCCUCCUGCUGCCUCUGAACCCACUGUGGUGGUCCUGCAGACUGAGCCAGUGCUGCUGGACACGGGCAGCCAACAGGAAGUGCCCCCAGGCAAGGAUAUGGUCGAGGUGACCAUUGCACAGAGCCAGGAGAAGUGCAUCGUGGUGCCGGAGGAGCCAAGCCCGGUCCCCAGCAUGGUGCUGGUCCAUAAGGAUGUGGGCAGCCUUUGGUGGCUGGGCUGAAGACGUGGAGGGGGGAGGCAGG
Molecule: messenger RNA, 2260 nt
Organism: Dipodomys ordii (Ord's kangaroo rat)
Lineage: Eukaryota; Metazoa; Chordata; Mammalia; Rodentia; Heteromyidae
Gene: Znf408
Product: zinc finger protein 408
Exons: 5
Coding region: 196-2238 (680 amino acids)
Source: RefSeq, a predicted model, not a curated record